This is a messenger RNA of Anarrhichthys ocellatus (wolf-eel), 1551 nucleotides long. RefSeq names its product alanine--glyoxylate aminotransferase 2, mitochondrial-like. The record is from RefSeq and is a predicted model, not a curated record. Gene Ontology annotation, cellular component: mitochondrion. The transcript has 14 exons. Gene Ontology annotation, biological process: glyoxylate catabolic process. Lineage: Eukaryota; Metazoa; Chordata; Actinopteri; Perciformes; Anarhichadidae. Bases 1 to 1551 code for a protein of 516 amino acids. Gene Ontology annotation, molecular function: L-alanine:glyoxylate transaminase activity; pyridoxal phosphate binding.
AUGUUUAAAGUUGUUUCUUCUCUAAGAGGCCGUUGUGCGGUUUUAACAGGGCAGCCUUGCUGUUCACCUGGUUUGGCCAAACUUCACCUGGGAAGUGGUGCAGUAUGUCAGAAAUCAGCCCUCAAAUAUCAUCCUGCAGGCUUGGCAGAGAUGCCCUCAUGCGAUUUCAAACCAGAGGAAUACAAGGGUAUGUCCAAAGAGCGGAUGAUGGAGAUCCGCAGACAGAACUGCAACCCCGUGACCAUGAAGAUUACCUACUAUAAGAAACCAGUGUUCAUCCACCAGGGACACAUGCAGUGGCUGUGGGAUGUGGACGGGAAGCGAUACCUGGAUCUAUUUGCUGGUGUGGCUACUGUCAGUUUGGGCCACUGCCACCCGAAGGUGACAGCAGCCACACAGAGACAGUUGAAGAGACUGUGGCACACUACAAACAUCUACGUCCAUCCUACUCUCCAUGAGUACUGUGAGAAACUAGCGUCCUACUUGCCAGAUCCUCUCAAGGUGAUAUAUCUGACCAACAGCGGCUCAGAAGCCAAUGACCUGGCCAUGCUGAUGGCUCGACUUCACACGGGAAACUUUGACAUCAUCACUUUCAGAGGAUCAUACCACGGUGGCACCCAACAGACCAUGGGUCUUACCUCCAACUCACCAUAUAAAUACCCCGCCGCCACUAGUUUAGGCUGCACACAUACCAUGAAUCCUGAUGUGUUCAGAGGUCCGUGGGGAGGAAGCCACUGCAGAGACUCUCCUGUGCAGACCAUCAGAGACUGUGACUGUGCCCAAGGUCAUUGCAUGGCAAAUGACCAGUACAUUGGACAGCUUAAAGAGACAUUUGCUACGAGUGUCCCAAGUCAAAUUGCUGGUUUCUUUGCAGAGCCGAUUCAGGGAAUGGGAGGAGCUGUGCAGUACCCUAAAAACUACCUCAAGGAGGCUUACAAACUUGUAAGAGAAAGAGGAGGGAUCUGCAUUUCCGAUGAGGUCCAGACUGGAUUUGGGCGAACAGGAAGCCACUUCUGGGGCUUCCAGGGUCACGACGUCGUUCCUGAUAUGGUUACGAUGGCGAAGGGCAUUGGUAAUGGGUUCCCAAUAGGAGCUGUUGUUACAACACCAGAAAUUGCUGCCUCCUUUGGUAAGGCCUUCCACUUCAACACCUUUGGAGGAAGUCCUGUGGCUUGUGCUGUUGCUUCAUCAGUGCUUGACACCAUCAAAGAAGACGGCACACAGCAGAACAGUCUUUAUGUGGGAACCUAUCUGAUGACAGAACUGGCAAAACUCAGAGACAAGUAUGAGAUAAUCGGUGACGUCCGAGGAAAAGGCCUGCAGAUUGGUGUGGAAAUGGUCAAAGACAAGGCCAGCAGAGACCCGCUGCCUCCUGAGGCAAUGAGUGAGAUCUUUGAGGACGUAAAGGACAUGGGAGUCCUGAUAGGGAAAGGAGGACUCUAUGGACAGACCUUCCGCAUCCAACCCCCCAUGUGCAUCACAAAGGAGGAUGUCGAUUUCUUCCUGGCAGUUUUUAACAAGGCCGUCCACGGCUACAUGGACAGAAAAUGA